UGUUUUUAGAAGGUCUACAGAACCAGUUGAUCAUUGAUCGUUAGACAGCAAAUUAGAGAAAAAUGGCGACGACCGCGGACCCUGUCAGGGAACAAUCCCUUCAAGAUUAUCGUAAAAAGCUUUUGGAGCAUAAAGAAGUAGAGUCUCGGCUAAAGGAGAUGCGAGAGCAGCUCAAGGACCUCACCAAGCAGUAUGACAAGUCAGAAAAUGAUCUGAAAGCCUUGCAGAGCGUCGGUCAGAUUGUUGGAGAAGUACUGAAGCAACUUACGGAAGAAAAAUUCAUAGUCAAAGCCACUAACGGACCGCGAUACGUGGUAGGCUGCAGGCGUCAGCUGGACAAAAACAAGUUGAAGUCAGGCACUCGCGUCGCUUUGGACAUGACUACUCUCACAAUUAUGCGCUACCUGCCUCGCGAGGUUGACCCACUGGUCUACAACAUGUCUCAUGAGGAUCCUGGCGACGUCACAUACUCCGCGAUCGGAGGUCUCAGUGAGCAGAUCCGUGAAUUGAGAGAAGUCAUCGAGCUGCCCCUUUUGAAUCCCGAACUAUUCCAGAGGGUUGGCAUUACGCCACCUAAGGGAUGCCUUCUCUAUGGACCACCUGGAACUGGAAAAACCCUGCUGGCUAGGGCUGUUGCUAGUCAGCUGGAUGCCAACUUUUUGAAAGUCGUUUCCAGUGCUAUUGUUGACAAAUACAUCGGGGAGUCGGCGCGUUUGAUUAGAGAGAUGUUCAACUACGCUCGUGAUCACCAACCCUGCAUUAUAUUCAUGGAUGAAAUCGAUGCAAUUGGUGGUCGCAGAUUCUCUGAGGGAACCAGCGCCGAUCGUGAAAUCCAGCGAACAUUAAUGGAAUUACUGAACCAAAUGGACGGUUUCGAUUCUCUAGGACAAGUCAAAAUGAUUAUGGCUACUAACAGGCCAGAUACUUUGGAUCCAGCUCUGCUGAGACCUGGAAGAUUGGAUAGAAAAAUAGAGAUACCUCUACCUAAUGAACAGGCACGAUUAGAAAUUCUGAAAAUUCAUGCCGGUCCAAUUGCUAAGCACGGUGAAAUUGAUUACGAAGCAGUAGUCAAAUUAUCAGAUGGAUUCAAUGGCGCUGACUUGAGAAACGUCUGCACAGAGGCAGGAUUGUUCGCGAUACGAUCGGAGCGAGAGUACGUUGUGCAAGAAGACUUUAUGAAGGCUGUUCGAAAAGUUUCAGAUAACAAAAAACUCGAAUCGAAAUUGGAUUAUAAACCAGUGUAACAGAUUCGUCAUAUAUCACCAGUAUAUUCUCGUUUUUCAUAUGCAAAUAUCCGUAUGUACAACUAAUGUGACAUUGAUAAGUAUCCAACACGCAUCUUCUAAAGCGGCAACAUUUUUAUUAUAGAAAAGAUGAAAAUAAAAUUAUACAUGGAAAAUCGA
Messenger RNA from Neodiprion fabricii, 1403 nucleotides. RefSeq names its product 26S proteasome regulatory subunit 10B (gene Rpt4). The record is from RefSeq and is a predicted model, not a curated record. Gene Ontology annotation, cellular component: cytosolic proteasome complex; proteasome regulatory particle, base subcomplex. Bases 63 to 1244 code for a protein of 393 amino acids. Lineage: Eukaryota; Metazoa; Arthropoda; Insecta; Hymenoptera; Diprionidae. The transcript is spliced from 6 exons. Gene Ontology annotation, molecular function: ATP hydrolysis activity; proteasome-activating activity; ATP binding. Gene Ontology annotation, biological process: positive regulation of RNA polymerase II transcription preinitiation complex assembly.